This is a messenger RNA of Vespa crabro (European hornet), 4716 nucleotides long. RefSeq names its product protein apterous-like. Bases 1316 to 2902 code for a protein of 528 amino acids. Gene Ontology annotation, biological process: regulation of transcription by RNA polymerase II; neuron differentiation. The transcript has 6 exons. Gene Ontology annotation, cellular component: nucleus. Gene Ontology annotation, molecular function: DNA-binding transcription factor activity, RNA polymerase II-specific; RNA polymerase II transcription regulatory region sequence-specific DNA binding. NCBI's taxonomy places the organism in Eukaryota, Metazoa, Arthropoda, Insecta, Hymenoptera, Vespidae. The record is from RefSeq and is a predicted model, not a curated record.
UUCCCUCACUCCGCGUCGCGGCUUCGAGUCGGAAGACGGCUCCCCUUUAGAAGAGAGCUAUCCAAACGACGAGCCGAACCGAGCCGAGCGGAGCCGAGAGAUGAGAUGAGAUCAUUCGCGAUCUCAUCUUUUUCGCGUGACGACCGUGUUUCGUCCUUCAAUUACGAUAAUAUAUUCGCGGUUACAACUCUACGAACAAGGAACAGUGAGGAUUUAGUUGGUGCGUGCCGAUAAAAAAAAGAAAGAAAUAUGUAAGCCUUGUGAUAAUCGAGUGCCCGAUAUCAGUGUUUAAACGUCUGACUUCGAAAUAUUAAUAUUAUCCGACGGCAGAAAGAAAGAAGAAUAAUUACAUCGCUAAUAUUGUUUACGUUCCUACGUUCUUAUUAUUAUUUAUUAAUUACGUGUUUAUUAUUGACCCGAUUAAAUAUAAUCGUGAAAAUGGUGAGAACGAUCGAGUGGUGCGAACGAUAAAGUGUUUCCAUAUACAUAACCUACCUACGCGACGUGAUAAGAUUCAAAAGUUUUCUCUUAAUCUUCCUUUCUCUCUCUCUCUCUCUCUCUCUCUCUUUUUUUCUCUUCUUUCCUCUCUCUCUCUCUCUCUCUCUUUUUCACUCUCCCUUAUUCAUUUUUCCUCCUUUCUUUAUUUCUCUCUUUUUUCCCUCCCCCUCAAAAAGGUUUGUCAUUCAAAGACGAUAAGGAAAGAGGGACCAAAGUUUUCCUUUGAGAUGUGCCCGUGAGGGCGCUGCUAUUUGCAGCUUCUAUUUACAAUUUUUUUUCUUCAUUAAUAAUAAACCUAUAAUAACAAUAACAACAAUAAUAAUAAUAAUAAUAAUAAUAAUAAUUUAAUAAUCGUAAUAACAAUUACAAACACAAUAAAAUAACGAUCGUAAUAAUCAAAGAAUAAUCAUCGGAUGAGGACGUUCCAUCGAGUUAGAAGUUAGAACCCAGACAGUUCGAGGGAAGAGGGUUUGUUGCGGUAUCGAAGCGAGAACGAGGAAGCUAGAGAGGAAGAGGAAGAAGAGGAGGUUGUGGAAGAGGAGGAAGAGGAGGAGAAGGAGGUGGAGGAGGAGGAGUCGCUCGACGGUGGCGUCGGCGGCGUCGGCGGCGGCGGCGGCGACGGCGGCGACGGCGGCGGUGGUGGUGGUGGUGGUGGUGGUGGUGGUGCUGGUGGUGGUGGUGGAAAAAGCAGAGGAGAAGCCGCUCAGCGGACGCCAUCUCCGCGUUAUCGGCAAGCGGAUCCCCCGGGACUCCCCCCCAAGCAGCUUCAACGUCGCGCACCCUCGCUGGGAAUUACCCCGCGACAGAAGCCACCCUGAUGGGAGUGUAUGAGGAGCGCGCCCCUCCUACCACCGGCAUGCACUGGCCGGCCAGCUCGCAGGAGCGCGGGAGCGGCUUGGCUGUGGGGCGUCAAGGGGGGCCCGGUAGUGCGGGGGGCCCCGGAGCAGUCGAGCAGGCAAGGGACCUAAGUCCCUGCCUCCCCGCGUCGAUGGGCGACGCUGCACGACCUACCACCUUACCGUGCAGUCCUCCCGCCGCCCACCACCACGGGUCCCAUCACACGCCCCAUCACGCGUCCCAUCAGACGCCCCAUCAGACACCUUUACAUCAAACCCAUUGCGGAACCAACAAUAACUGCUACGACGGUCCAACCACCCCCUACGAUUCUAGGGACUACGAUUCGCCUGGAGGUGGAUCGGAGUACAGAAACAACAACGGUAGUUUCGAUAAUAAUCCAAGUGACUUGAGUAUGCCACCACAAGGGACUCAUCAUCAUCAUCACCACCAUCAUCAUUCGCAUUUGCAUGCGCAAACUCAUACGCAAGAGCAACAAACCUCCGAGCAUUUGCAGACCAUUCCGAAACUCGAGCCACCACCAACGCCGCCGGCACAAUCCGAGGAUGUUCCUGGAGUUGUCUGUGCGGGUUGUGGAUUAAGGAUAUCCGACAGGUAUUAUCUUCAGGCGGUCGACAGGAGAUGGCAUGCUUCGUGUCUUCAGUGUUCUCACUGUCGUCAGGGUCUCGAUAACGAAGUCACCUGUUUCUGUAGGAAUGGGAACAUAUAUUGCAAGAAGGAUUAUUAUAGGAUGUUUGGGAGCCUAAAGAGAUGUGCGCGAUGCCAAGCGGCAAUACUCGCCUCGGAGUUGGUGAUGCGCGCGCGCGACUUGGUUUUCCACGUGCGUUGCUUUUCGUGCGCGGCGUGCGCGGUCCUGUUGACAAAAGGCGAUCACUUCGGUAUGAGGGACGGGACAGUUUUGUGUCGGCUACAUUAUGAAAUGGGCGCGGAACUUCAUCCGGCCCAGAGCCCACCGGUUCCUGUUUAUCCACCGGGUCCACAUUACGCCGGACAAUUUCCAUCUCCCGAAUUUCUCCAUCAUCAUCACCACCACCAUCAUCAUCAUACGACGGUCGCUGCGGCCGCGGCAGCGGCAGCUGCGGUCGCCGGUCAUGGGCCACCUCAUCCACAUUCGAUGCACCCUCAACAUCCUCACAGUCAUAUAAGCCCUGUGCCGCUUCAACCCUCAACGCCGUCAGUCCCCGACGCCGGUUCACCUCCAAAGGUACCCUAUUUCAAUGGAGCAGCGGCAGCGACAACAGUUGUACCACCACCGAGGCAAAAGGGACGACCAAGGAAAAGGAAGCCUAAGGAUCUCGAGGCUAUGACCGCCAGUCUCGACUUGAACGCCGACUAUAUAGACAUGCCCUUCGGAAGAGGCGGUCCUGGGACUCCAGGCAUACCUGGCUCCAAUAGUAGAACAAAACGAAUGAGGACGAGUUUCAAGCAUCACCAGUUAAGGACGAUGAAGAGUUACUUCGCGAUCAAUCACAAUCCCGACGCGAAGGAUCUCAAGCAGCUUUCCCAGAAAACUGGCUUGCCAAAAAGGGUACUGCAGAGCAUUCUUUAACGCACUAGCUACUCGACUAUCGAAUGGUAACAACGGACUUGGCUAGAUAUAUUUCAUAUCUACGUUGGUAUCUACUAGAUAAUUUCUCAAACGAUUUUGAAUGACUUAUGAAUAAAAUGGCUUCUCUACAAUUUCGUAACGCGUUCUUACUUACCGAGAACAGAUUGGCCAACUGGUUAAAGAGAAACUUUCUUCUCGAUGACUCGUACGUAGAACGUUUUCAAACUUUCACGAUUGUCCGGUGUUUAUUAGAAAAUGUUUCGAGUAUUAGAGCGUUUAUAAAUUAUUUUUGUUAAUGUAAACACGCACAUCGUUGUCCUAUCUUAUAUCUUUGAUCGAGGAUGAUUCUAAACGUCGCCGUCUCAUAUAACGAUGUCCAACGAAAUAAUUUUCCCUAAUGUUUCAACCAUCCAGAAGAAGCUUCUACGUUCUCGUUGAGAACGUAACUAAGAAGUAGUACUCGUCGACAUUUCGUUCUUCUAUUUCAGUGUUCCAAUGCAAAACUAUAUUUAUACUUGCGACAUAUUUUCAUGUAACGAAGAAGACAAGAGGAUCUUUUAAACAUACGCAAUUAUGAACUUUCAUUCUACCUAUCCUAAUCUACUUCACAAUAAGUGUUCAUCUUUAUAACAAGAAAAAAAUAUCUUCACACGGAAAUAUCUCAUUAUUUAGUAUAUUCCGUAAAACUCGUGCAAAUAUCGCGAUAAUUUCCUUCUCUUCAAUUUUAAAAUUUAUCAAAUUUAAAAAUAGAAUAUUCUAUUUAGAAAAAAGAGAAAAAAGAAAAAAAAAGAAGAAGAAGAGAAAAAAAAAUCAACGCUUUAAGAUAAACGAAAGAGGAAGCGGUCGAGAUCUCCCUUCCAACGUCCCUAUCAUUCAGAUAGCACCAAUCACUUUUUCUUAUCCUCCGAUGUCCGGACGCGUUCUUUUGCGGUUUCGGAAUUAUUUUCAUUUUCGUUUAUUCUCCUUCUCGAUAGCAUUGACAAAGAAUUAAAACUAAAAAGAAAAAGAAAAGCACGAGUGAAAAAAAAAGAAAAAAAAAAAGAAAUAAUCGCAAACAACAACAGUAAACAUCGAAUAAGAUAGAAAAGAUAUCGAUACUAUUGCUAUGAUCACUCAUUGAAAUGAUAAGAGAUGAUAAAUCAAUAUCGAAAUUGUCGAAGAAUUUAACUAUCAAAUGAAUGAUCAUAACGAAGCGAACGAGGCGAGACGUAGAGGUAUGAAAUGAUAGAUAAAGGGAACGGGGAGGUUGGUGGUUGAAAGUUGAAGGUUGGAGGACGAGAGGCCGAGAGGGAAGGUGCGAGAACCGAAGCUCGUCGCACUCGAGUCCCGUCCGACAAAACUUAGCCGGGCGUAGAUUUUGACUUGCGCCGGAUUGACGGAGGGCCAUAAUUACGGAGAAAGGCCACGGGCUCGUCGACGGAAAUAUCACGCGGACGCGCGGUUCUUUUAACUCAACGGCAGCCGGUCCGUGCCGCACUAAUUGGGAGGAGUGCGCUCGAGUGCGAGCACGCGCGCUCUACGCGUUCUCCCGCGUGAAUAUUUUUAUAGGGCUGCUACCUACCCGUUUCAAAAAGGGCGAACAUGAACGACGAACCACCGACUAUCCAUCUUCUCGCUUGGUUCUCUCUCUCUCUUUCUCUUUUUCUCUCUCUCUCUCUCUCUCUUUCUCUCUCUCUCUCUCUCUUUCUCUGUCUCUCUCUAAUACAUACAUACAUGCUCGUUCAACGCCAGACGCAAGAUAUAUUUUUGUAGUUACGCAUUGUCGCAUGGAUAUUUGGUAAUCUAUACUUAGAAACCCUCCGCAAGAGAAUUUA